Staurois parvus is the source of this 310-nucleotide messenger RNA. The record is from the annotation of a GenBank genome assembly. NCBI's taxonomy places the organism in Eukaryota, Metazoa, Chordata, Amphibia, Anura, Ranidae.
AUGUAUGUGAAAUGGUUUGAUACAGUAAUGGAAUACUAUGUGAUUUUAGUGAUUUUAAUGAAUGUCACUUUUUGUCAUUUUCAAAUUUCCCGCCGUUCCAUCCCCCGUACGUCCCGAUGCUCGCAGGGGAUGGAACCCAUAUGACAGAUGCCGGGGAUUACAUUGCUGGGGACACUGCAGGAGGGACAUUGCGGGAGCGCAGGACAAGGUAAGAGAAGAACAGAUCCGGGAGCAGCGCCGCAUGGUAAGCCUGAGUGUAGCUCGGGGUUACCGCUUGCGCUACACUCGGGAAUACCUCCAGGGAGGUUAC